This is a messenger RNA of Varanus komodoensis (Komodo dragon), 6553 nucleotides long. It is a transcript of the gene REPS2, whose product is annotated as RALBP1 associated Eps domain containing 2. The record is from RefSeq and is a predicted model, not a curated record. Gene Ontology annotation, biological process: endocytosis; endosomal transport. Lineage: Eukaryota; Metazoa; Chordata; Lepidosauria; Squamata; Varanidae. Bases 298 to 2409 code for a protein of 703 amino acids. Gene Ontology annotation, molecular function: protein binding; calcium ion binding. The transcript is spliced from 20 exons. Gene Ontology annotation, cellular component: plasma membrane; cytoplasm.
CUCUGCCGCAGAAGGCGGGGGGAAAGCGGGGGGGAGGAGGUCGAGGGAGACGAGGAAGAGGCGCGAGAGAGCGCUCCCCCCCCCGCGCGCCGCCGACCGAGGGACAGCACUGCAGAGGCAGCGCCGCUCCGCACUGGGAAGGAGGCGGGAACGAGCUGCAGCCGGACCGUGGCGCGGCGGCGGCGGCGGCGGCAGGAGGGGCUGCACCUUCCUCGUUGGCGCCUCCUGCAGCCGCCUCCGUAGCGCUCCCCCGGAGUCGUGCGCUCCCGGCGAAGCCGCCGCCUUCCUCCGCCUGCAAUGGAGCCGGCGGGCGCAGCCGCUGGGCCGGCGGCCGUGGCGGGAGCGCCUCCGCUCUUCCUGAGCAGCGGCGAGCAGCAGUGCUACUCCGAGCUGUUCUCGCUGUGCUGCGGCGGCGUCCAAGGUGCACUCGAGGCGGGAACGGCGGGUCCCGUGCCCGCCGCUGGAGGGAGCAAAGUGGCGGAGUUGUUCCGGGCGUCGCAGCUUCCCGCCGAGACGUUUCAUCAGAUUACAGAAUUGUGUGGUGCUAAACGUGUUGGCUAUUUUGGUCGUGCUCAGUUUUAUGCUGCUCUGAAACUAAUUGCUGCUGCACAAUCUGGUCUUCCAGUACGAAUAGAAAGCAUCCAGAAUGAAUUGCCCUUACCUCGAUUUGUGGCUCUAAAACCUGAUAGUGAAAUAAGAUAUACUCAUCCAGCAGAAGCACAUGGGCCCAAAUUUCAAAUUCCACAUACAGCACUUGAAAAAAGUAGUUUCAGAAGAUUGGAUGAAGGAGAGAAACAGCAAGAAGCCAAGUCUCCUCCCAUGUCUCCCAUUGAUUCACCCCCUACUUCUCCAUCAACCUACCAGAGGAUUCCCUUGAGUUAUGGGUAUGGUGUAUUGAGAAGUGGGCUUGAGCAGCAGCACGGAGGUUCCUAUGAAGCUAGACUUUCUACUCUCCAACAAGAUGGAGCAACAUCAGGAAACUAUGGAACCAAAUCUGUAUCAGCACAUUCCUCUCUUAUUCGGUCUUUUUCAGUAGAGAGAGAGCCACAUGACAGUAAUAGUAAUUACCCAGAUGACCCCUGGAGGAUAACUGAGGAACAACGAGAAUAUUACAUCAACCAGUUCAAGUCCUUACAACCUGAUCUGAAUUCUUUCAUUUCCGGUACUGUGGCUAAGAAUUUCUUCACAAAAUCAAAGCUGCCUAUCCCUGAGCUUUCACACAUAUGGGAACUCAGUGAUGUAGACUGUGAUGGAGCAUUGACAUUACCAGAGUUCUGUGCUGCCUUUCACCUUGUUGUUGCUCGGAAAAAUGGUUAUCUUUUGCCGGAUACCUUGCCAGAAACAUUGCUACCUGACUGUCUUCAAACAGCUUCUCUUAAGCCUAAAGGUGAUCAUAUGCUGAAUUCCUAUUCAGAACCUUUAUCAGUAAGUCAACAGGCAAGGGACUUCAGUAGGACUGAGCUUGAAACGGUCUGUGAGGAUCCAAACAACUCAGCACCAUUGAUUCUCUUUGAGGCAACUUCCAUUGAGCCAGAGACUUCGCUUGACGAGAUGCCUGAUAAAGCGGCCCUGGCACAGGACACAAUUAAUGAUGACAAACAAGGUAUGAGAGUGAGUGCAUCUGCCCAAGCAAUACCAAAGGAAUUUAAGGCAUCUCAGCACUUGGCUGUCAAAGCAGUUCAGGAAUCAAGCACACUCAAAGCAAGACCAAGGUCCAGGUCUUACUCUAGCACAUCUAUUGAAGAUGCAAUGAAAAAAGGGGGAGAACCACCAACUCCCCCACCAAGGCCACAGAAAUCACAUUCCAGAGCAUCCUCCUUAGAUCUGAAUAAAAUCUUUCAGCAAAACACACAAGCACUUCGGGCAGGCUGGCUGCCACCACCGCCACCACCUGCCCUUCCUCCUAGGCCUUCCAUAUCACAGGUUUCUCAUCCUAUCACAAAUGCCAAACCAAAUACUCAACUCAAAUCGAGCUACGUUGACUUCGGACUUCAAGAGCAGGUGGAACAGGAAUCUGAGAUGGAAUUACCUUUGCCAAUGAACAGAAGCUCAUCACAGGUGGAAGAAAACAGCCCAACAAAAAAAGAGGUUUUGCUUACCCAACCACCAUCAAAACCAAUCCGCAGGAAAUUCCGACCUGAAAGCCAGAUGCUGGAGAACCAGGAACUUUCUCCCACUAAAAGUGUAGCCUCUUCCUUGCCUUCUGUCAAGUCUCACCACUUGAUCCCAAACAGGCAGUCUUCAAAGCAGAAGAAAGCUAUUCAAACUGCUAUUCGUAAAAACAAAGAAGCUAAUGCAGUGCUAGCUCGAUUGAAUAGUGAACUCCAGCAACAGCUAAAGGAAGUUCACAAAGAACGAACUGCACUGGAAACUCAGUUGGAACAGCUCCGACCUGUAACAGUUUUAUGACAUUCUGUAACAGAAUGUUCAGUCCAAGAACCUUUCAAUUUUGUCCGCACAAUAUAUUGGCAUGACCUUUUUUCAGUAGAAUAACACCAUUUGGAAAAAGUGACUGCCAGAUCUUUCUUGCAUUUCUUGCACCAAUUACCUUGCAGAUGAAGAAGGUACACAAUUUGAAUGUCAAACUAUAUGCCUAGAAAAUUGAACUUCUUUCUCUAAGAUUGAUCCUUCAGGAAUGCCUUAGUCAAAUUCCAUCUCUUAUUCCUAACAUUUAUUUAUUCCAAGAAUUACUGAUUUAUACCAGGUGGGUUUUUUGGGGAGGUUGGGGGAGGGCAGGUUAAAUGGUAUACUCUUCCAGGAGAUCUGUUUAUAUUUCAUUUCAAACCAGAUAAUAAUUCUUUAGCUGGCUGUGAGUUUUCAAACGCUCUUUAGCUUUAGAAUAAAUAGAAGAAGCAUCUAUGGAAUUUACUAGUGUGUUUUCAAUCCUCUGUAUUAGCACGCUAGUCACACCUGGGUGUAAGGGACAAUCCUUGCUGUGUUGGUGCAACAUCUGCACACGUCUUCCUCUAUGUCCUGUCCCUGGAAAUUGGUCCCCUGCCUGUUCCUCAGCUUUCAUCUCAGCCCCUUUGCAGAGGUUGCUGUUGGUCCAGUGUGAGGCAACUACCUCAGGUAGCAUAUGCUGUGGUGCUGGGAUGGAGGCAUGAGUGCCAUGUGACCAGCUUGUGACCCUGUGUUAGCUUGCUGUUUUCCAGUGAAGUGGAGGAUUGCCCAUCCCUAGCAUUGAACUAAGAUUCAGCUAGUCUUCAUUGGCUCACAUUGCUGCUGCAUGUAACCCAUGUGACUCAGUGUAGCCAAGUGCAAGAAAUCUGCCACAGCUGUUACAGGACGUUCUCACCUACCAGCACUAUGCGUUAUGCAAUCCCCAGGCAUGCUACUACAGUGGUAGGUUGUGUUAGCACAAGAAGAUUUCUAGAUUGUUCCUGAUGUCAGUUCUGAUCACAGGUUUUGUAUUUUACUGCUUCAAUGCUCUCAUGUGAUAAAAAAUUAUUUCCAACAUUUAAAGGCUCAUUUUUGGUAAUUCAGUUGCUUAUUUCUGAAGAUAUUUUCAGCAGAAUAACUGACUUGCUUCAUUUGUAGAAUUGUGCUUGCUCUAUAUAUUGACUGAAGUCCACACAUACUCUUUUACCCCUCAUUUGAAAUUAAUAAUUGAUUUUGUCAUCUGCCUUGUUCAAUUAGCACACUUAACUCCAAGAAAAUCUCACUGAGCUCAGUAAGACUACUUUUGAGUAUGCCAAGCUUGAACUGGAUUAUAUCCAACUAUAUAACACUCCAUGAUUUGCAAUCAGAGAUUUGAGUGACAAUGGGGAUGUGGCAUAUUGGGUGAAGGGACAAAUAGGAAAAGCUUUUUAACACAGGUAAAGUGUAUUUAAUUUAGCCUUUCCCUUAUGGUUUUGUGUUUGCACAUCACCCAAAAUAUAUCUUGCAUGUUGCAUUAUCUACAAGAUGCGUCGAUGACACCUAGUGUGGAUCACUUUGGAAGGAUCAUAGAUAUGUUUGUGGGAGAGAGAUCUACCAACAGCUAUUAACCAUUAUAAUUAAACCAAGCUUCUAUGUUCAGAGGCAAUGUACCACACAAUAUCUGUUAUGGGGGAAGGCUGCACAGCAGGAGAGGGCUAGUGUUUUCCUCUAGAUGGCUACUGUAGGUAACAGACUAGAUGUCCCUUUUAUCUGAUCUAGCAGGGCUCUUCUUGCAUUCUUGCAAUAUGCCCCAGAUCCUUCAUUUAAAACAUUCCAUGCCUCUCACUCUUUUAAUUCUUUUAAUGUCAUGAUAAGGUCGGACAUCAGAAAAUCCUGCCUGUAUUUACUAAACCAACAAGGAUAUGCUCACAAUGACCUUUGUUCUACUCUUCAAACAACCUCUAAGUUAUGUUUAUGGAUUCUUGUCCUUAGCUCACUAGGAAAGCACACAUGCUUUGUGCAAAAGGUCCCUUGGUUGUUCCCUGGCAUCUCUGGAUAGGAACAACUUCUGGGUGAAAUUCUGGAGAGGAGCUGCCAAUCAGUGCAGGCCAGGGAUGGGCAGAAGAUCGAACUCCAGAUGUUUUGGACUUCAACUCCCAAAAGCUCCUGCCAGCAUAGCCAGAAUAUCUAGAAGCCUUUUUUCCACUCCUGCUGUAGGCAAAGUGGAACCACUGGUCAAGAGAAUGCAGUUUCUGAUGAACACAGUGGUACAUAUGGUAGAAAAUUAAACACUUGCUUCAGCUAAAUUAUUCCUCACUGAAUUAUGCAUCCUUUUAUUUUUAGUAAUAUGCUAUAUCCACCAUAGAUACAUGACUCUUGGAAAAUUGUGGUGAAGAGACUUCCUUCUAGUGUGUAUCUAUUAAAGGCAAAUGAUUAAUUUGUGGUUUAUGUAACAAUGUUAUGUAGCUGUACAGUAUGAACUUCAUCAGUGCAUAUAUUAAUGUUGACAAGAACGAGACCGUGUGGGCUAGCAUUUAUAAACAGUUAUUUGAGACAGAGAUACGGAAAUACUAUGCAUAACACAAAGUUGUCUAAGAUAGUCACACAGUGAAUAUUUUAAUCUUUGAUGUACCAAUCAUAGAUGGGGGAGUGUUAAAAGAAUGUCAUGAGUUAAUUAUCCAAAAUGUAGAUGAAGAUUUUCUGUAGUUCAUAAUCAAAAAUAAUGAUACCCUAUGAGAACUUAGAAAGUACUUCUUCAUUUUUAUAGUCACAGGUUAUCAUCUGCCCAGUAUCUACUAAGGGAGCAGUCCUGAACUCCAUGGAAGGGUGACUGGGAGUCAUGAGAUGCUCUCCGUCCCCAGAUGCUCAUGGAAAGCAUCUCCAUGAGAUGUUCAUAUACCUUCCCAUGCAGCAAUGGAAAACAUCUCCUGCUCUGACAGCAGAGUCAGGAACUGGAUAUAGCAGGUGAGGUCAUGAAUCUACAGGAACUUGUCCUCCCUCAUUUCUCCUGCACACCUAACACAAAUAUCAGAACUACAACAGCUCUGGAGCUUACAUAGUUAAUUUACUUCUUAUUUCACAGUGAAAUCUCUAUUUUGGGCUGAUUCUUAGGAGAUGAUGCUGAAGCAACUUUAGUAUUAUCAAUUUACUAAUGGCAGUCAGGUUUUAAGCUACACUUAGGUUCUAACAGCAAAUGUUUAACAGUCCCCCUUCUGUCCCUUCCCAUUUCUUACUGGAAUGAUAUAUCAAAUGCUCCUAAUCAUUAGCAUGUGAUGGGUCUUCUAUGUUUUGGAACACUAAUUUUAGCAUUCAGCUUUUAGUUUUUAAAAAUGUUGUGUUUGGAGUUCUUACAGAAGAUACUAAUAGAAUUUAUCAGUUACUAAUAGAAUUUAUCUGGCAUGCAGAGUUUGUUUUGGGGGAAUGGGGUAGUAUUUUAACGAUGCUUGGGGAGAAUAUUCUUACAUAUAUAGGAUCCAGACUGUGUAGUGCUUAACAGUAUUAUAGCAAGAGUAGACAUGCUUCAGAUGAGCUCAUUGUCUCCUUGCACCUACAGCUAUUUUGUUAUUGUAAACAAAUGAUCAUGACUGGGAAAUGCACCAUGUUCUUUAUUCUUGAGACUACUUUGGGAUCAAUUUAGAUAAUAUGGACAUAUAACUACUAUAGAAAUAAUUUUCCCUACAUAUUGAGUUUACUUCUGAAGAUAGUUUGGGGUGUAGGGAGAAGUUCUUCAUGUUUGAAUAGCCCCAGAAAAGGAAUAACACUGCCAAAUCUUUAGCCUUUAGCACAUGUACGCGCACACUUAGAAAUAAAUAUUUUGUGUGUUAAAAAUCUGAUUAGGAAAGAUUGAUAAUGGCCUUCUGUAUACUAUGAUUUUUAAAAAUUUUGAUAGAAUAUGAUUACUGCAAGUAAGGUAAGAAUAUAUAUUUGAACUUUUGCUUGUUUAUAUUAUUUUGAUGCUAUUGGGCUAAUAAAAUGUGAUAGAUUUGCUUCACUAUUAACUUUUGACAUACGAUACAUUAUUGAAAAAAUAUUAUUAAAAUUUCUUUAAGUUACUAUAUACUUGCCUGUUAAGAUAUGCUCAUCUAAAAAUCAUUGGCAGUUGCUGUAUAUACUAUUCAUAUAAAAGUCUUUUGAUAUCCAGAAGCUAUGAAGUGAGUACUACAUUGAAAAUAAAACGUAUUUAUUAUUACAUGCA